AUGGAGUCACACCCGUACACCACAGACCUCCACUUUAUCCUCUCCACAUUUCAAGAGAAUAUCAAAUCUCAUUUCCCCAUGGAACAAAUAAACCAGAAUCUUCCAGUCAAGCCCAGCAAAUCGCGCACAGGCCGUGAAUCGCAGCGCUACAACCCGGAAUCCGGCGCUCGCAUGAUUGCCGGAUGCAUUUGCCUCAAUGAGACAAAAGAUAAAGUGGUGAUGAUUCUGUCCAGUGUGCACAAGGACAAAUGGGUGUUGCCCAAAGGCGGCAUUGAGUUGGACGAAGGCGACGACUAUGUUGUUAGUGCUGUGAGAGAAACGUGGGAAGAGGCCGGCUGCGAGGGCCGGAUAAUGGAGAAAUUGCCAGUGGUAUAUGAUAUGCGGGGGUCCAAGGCGCCGGUCUUGCAAGACCAGAAGGCAGAUUUCGAUCCGAAAAAGGUGGUGCCGAAACUGGAGUUCCACUUCUACGAAAUGUUGGUGUUGAAUAUGAGUCCUACUUGGCCCGAGCAAGACAAGAGACAAAGAAGAUGGUGCACUUACUCGGAGGCCAAGCACGAGCUUCUAAAGGCCAAGCGGCCGGAAUUGGCGAGUGCGCUAGAGUCGUCGUGUAUUGUGAAAGACCACGGCGAUGCCUACUAG
This is a messenger RNA of Clavispora lusitaniae ATCC 42720, 639 nucleotides long. RefSeq names its product polyphosphatase. Gene Ontology annotation, cellular component: cytoplasm; nucleus. Lineage: Eukaryota; Fungi; Ascomycota; Pichiomycetes; Serinales; Metschnikowiaceae. Gene Ontology annotation, molecular function: diphosphoinositol-polyphosphate diphosphatase activity; bis(5'-adenosyl)-hexaphosphatase activity; bis(5'-adenosyl)-pentaphosphatase activity. The record is from RefSeq and is a predicted model, not a curated record. Gene Ontology annotation, biological process: diadenosine pentaphosphate catabolic process; adenosine 5'-(hexahydrogen pentaphosphate) catabolic process; diphosphoinositol polyphosphate metabolic process.